GAGUGAAUCCAAAACAUUGGGGCCUAUGGAAGAUGUAAAAUGUCACCCCUACGCAACACACAGCAUCACUCGGAGACAAUAAAUAAAAUCCUCCAAAGUUGAAUUCAAUUUGGUACUGUGAAUCUGUCGGCAGCGAAUCCACAUCAUAACGUUUGAGUAUUUGAUCCACUUCCUUCCUUUCCUUUUUCUCGUUUGUUUGUUAUAUAAAGCAAGUCACCCUCUUCCCUUCUCCCAGACAUCAUCCAACAAUACCAAGAAAACAUGGCAGCAGCUGUUGUGGGAGCAUCCUCGCCAGUUAUUAAGGUUGCAGCACUUUCUGGCUCUCUUCGAAAGGCCUCUUACAACACAGGCCUUAUCCGUUCUGCUAUUGAAAUAAGCAAAGGAAGCGUUGAAGGCAUCCAAAUUGAGUACGUUGAUAUUUCGCCUUUGCCUUUCGUCAACACUGAUCUUGAGAAAAAUGGCACUUACCCUCCCGAAGUUGAGGCCUUUCGCCAGAAGAUUCUUCAAGCUGAUAGCAUUCUAUUUGCUUCCCCUGAGUAUAAUUAUUCUGUCACAGGUCCACUGAAGAAUGCAAUUGACUGGGCAUCAAGGGCACCAAAUGUUUGGGCAGGUAAAGCUGCUGCUAUAGUGAGUGCUGGAGGAGGGUUUGGUGGAGGAAGAUCACAAUAUCAUCUCCGCCAAAUUGGAAUUUUUCUUGAUCUUCAUUUCAUCAAUAAACCUGAGUUCUUCCUCAAUGCAUUCCAGCCACCACCAAAGUUUAACAAUGAUGGUGACUUGAUUGAUGAAGAGGUCAAGAAUAAGUUGAAGGAAACCCUUCUGUCCUUGAAAGCAUUUACCUUGCAACUUAAAGGAAGAUAUUGAAACAACUUUGAUUCGUCCCUGAAAUUGUUGAAAUAAGCUCUGAACUUUAAAUAUAUUGUUGUGAUUCAGACUCUCCAUGCCUGCAUGACAACUGUGAUGAUAUCUGCAGACACAAAACCUAUUUGUUCUUUAGAACUUUUUUAAUUUUUAUUUUUGUCUUCUCAUGUCUUGGUUUCUACCUUCUAGUUUACUAUCGUUGUGAGUACAAUCUACAAGGUUAUGUUCAAGAUGAUGAAUUUAAGUUAAACAAUUUCAU
Abrus precatorius (Indian licorice) is the source of this 1117-nucleotide messenger RNA. RefSeq names its product NADPH:quinone oxidoreductase-like. The transcript is spliced from 3 exons. NCBI's taxonomy places the organism in Eukaryota, Viridiplantae, Streptophyta, Magnoliopsida, Fabales, Fabaceae. The record is from RefSeq and is a predicted model, not a curated record. The coding region runs from base 262 to 861 and encodes 199 amino acids. Gene Ontology annotation, molecular function: oxidoreductase activity; FMN binding. Gene Ontology annotation, cellular component: cytosol.